Molecule: messenger RNA, 1432 nt
Organism: Ficedula albicollis (Collared flycatcher)
Lineage: Eukaryota; Metazoa; Chordata; Aves; Passeriformes; Muscicapidae
Gene: TTI2
Product: TELO2 interacting protein 2
Exons: 10
Coding region: 1-1344 (447 amino acids)
Cellular component (GO): centrosome; nucleoplasm; cytosol
Source: RefSeq, a predicted model, not a curated record
AUGGCAUCACUGACCCCCAGCCCCAAGGCGCACAUACACACCAAGUCGGACCCCCCCAAUCUCGCCGUUUUCCCCAAAUUUUCGCACAUCCAUGGGAAGAUGAUCCCGCGCCGGGAGCAGGACGGGGCCGAGCCGCCCGGGCAGGACGCGGCGCUGGCCGCAGCGGCGGAGCGAGCGGAGCGCGUUGGCGCCGUGUUCCUGCUGCUGCUGCGGAAGCUGGAAGAAGCCAGGGACCAGCAAUCGCCCGGGGCGGCCACUGUGGGGCCCGGGUUGCGGCGGGUGCUGGGACACGCGUUCAUCUUCGCCGUCACGCACAAGGAGCAGAGGCCCUGGAGCACGGCCGGGAGCCGGGAGGUGUCUCAGGAGCUGCUGGAGAGGCUGGUCCGCGCUGCGGGAUGCGGCUCCGUGGAGGAAUUCCUGCGGGGAAAGGAGGGGGAUGAGGAAGGAAGAUUCGGAGCGGUGAUGGGGAUCCUGAAGCAGCAGUUGACCAAGGACACCUGGAAGCGGAAUCCCGCCUCCAAGCACGUGUUCUCCUGGUCGCUGCUGCGCGUCCGCCGGCCCUGGCUGUGCCCGCACCUGGAGCGGGUCCUGCCGCCCGCGCUGCUCCUCUCCGAUGACUUCCAGGAGGAGAACAAAGUGCUGGGCGUGCGCUGCCUGCACCACAUCGUGCUCAACGUGCCAGGAGCGGAUCUGUGCCAGUUCAACAGGGCCCAGGUGCUGUUCCACGCCCUCUACAACCACCUCUACUCACGGGAGCCUGCUCUCAUCCAGGCGGUGCUGCUGUGCCUGCUGGACCUGCUGCCCGUGCUGGAGCGAUGCCAGAGGCACCAGGGCCAGGCCAGGGCCACCUCCCACUGGGACCAGGUGCUGCAGCUGCUGCUGAGCCACAUGGAGGCUGAGCACGGGCUGGCACUGCGCAGGGUGUACGCAGGGACCCUGCCUGCCUUCGUCAGCAGACUCGGCAUCCUCAUCGUGAGGCACCUGAAGAGGCUGGAACGAGUCAUCGUGGGCUACCUGGAGGUCUCUGAUGGCCCCAAGGAAGAGGCCAGGCUGGCAAUCCUGGAGACUCUGCAGUGCACCAUAGAGCAUGCCUGGCCCAGGGUGCCCUGCAGGCUCCCAGUGCUGCUCAAGGCCCUGCUGAGGCUGCUCUGGGACGUUCACACAGAGAGGGGCCCCACCCCAGAGGCUGUCAGAGCUGCCCUGCUGCACAGGGCCACCCAGUGCCUCAUCCUGCUGGACCACUGCUGCCAGGGCCAGGUGAAGGAGCUGCUGCAGGGGGUGCACAGCAGCUGUGAGGAGAACAGGGUGCGGGAGUGCCUCAGGAAGGUGCAGGAGAGCACCUGAGCUGCCUGAUCUGCUCAGCCCUUUUUGCACAAUAAAAUUGGUGUUUAUUGAAGAGUUCUGUCGUUCUUGUCCCACCUGUGAGCCCUGC